AUGUCCAACCCAAGCCUUAACAACACAACCCUCACAAAUAUAAUGCCACCCGCGGACCGCAACAUGUUCGCUCGGACUCCACGAGUUAGGAAUCUUAACCUCAGUAUCCUGCCAACAGUCCUGGGGCUAAAUCCGAAUGCACCCGAGCAAGAUCCUCGGCUGCUCCCUGCAGCGGAGAAAUUGCAGGAGUACCGUUACCGGGCCCGCUUACUCGCGGCAGUUUUCGAGUACAUCGCGCCAAUGUUUGAGGACACCGAUCCCUCUUCGCGUCCCUUGGAUUUCUACCACGCGAUCUUUGCUGCAACCCACCCAGAGCUUGUGCAGCACUUUCCUGUGAAGCUCAUGAUUCCACUAUCUCGUUCUGCUCAGGCAGUCAUUGCUGAGCUUUGCGAGCACUACGAAAAGCACUGGUACAAUGGUCGCAAAAUACUUCGCGAGCUACACAAAGAUAUUGAGACAGUCGCGAAGGCCAAUUUCCAACUCGACUCUAGGCUUGUGAAUGAAGCCUUUUCCUCUGACGAGUGGGUAUAUUGCGGCUGGCAAGCCGGUGAUGGACCUCCAACCAACUAUGACGACAUCGCCCGAGAGUUGGAUGGUUCGUCUGGGAGCACUAUCGUCCCUUGCGAAUUCCCCAAUGAUGAACCCGAGUGUAGCAUGUGCUUCGAGAACCUCGACAAUAGCGAGAAAUACCGCGCUGUCAGCACCGAAUGCCAGCAUAUCUUUGGUGCGCACUGCCUCCGCACCUGGAUUGUUGAGAACUUCAAGACCACAAUUCCCCUUUGCCCUAAGUGCAGACGCCCCUUGUUUCAUGUCCAACCAGGUCGCGAAAUGCAGUGCAAGCUAGCGAACAUGACUUGGGCCGAACUCGAGCAGCUACUAGCAGGAUAA
Molecule: messenger RNA, 888 nt
Organism: Mytilinidion resinicola
Lineage: Eukaryota; Fungi; Ascomycota; Dothideomycetes; Mytilinidiales; Mytilinidiaceae
Exons: 2
Coding region: 1-888 (295 amino acids)
Source: RefSeq, a predicted model, not a curated record